Messenger RNA from Solanum lycopersicum (tomato), 1371 nucleotides. RefSeq lists its product as uncharacterized. NCBI's taxonomy places the organism in Eukaryota, Viridiplantae, Streptophyta, Magnoliopsida, Solanales, Solanaceae. The record is from RefSeq and is a predicted model, not a curated record.
CAAAUAAUUUUUAGGGUAAUUUGUGUUUUUUCUCCUAAAAAGUUGAUCUUUUUUUCAAAAUCCAUGCAAAAUACAGAAGAAAGCUUCAAAUCAGCUGAUGGUUACCAAAUUUGAUUAUUUUUCUUUUCUAGAUUGAUCUCUGUAUCUUUAUUGUAGAUUUAGGGAAAAGGGUAAAUUUUGAUUAUGAUAUUUUUUUGGUUAACAGUAUCAUUAAUUGUGAAAAUGAGCUAAAGAUUUGAUUUUGAGAAAUGGGGUUCUUGUUUUUUGAUGAAUAUUUACAUUUACUCACUGAACUUUUGUUCAAUAUUUUGGAUUUUUGGAGAAAUUGAGGAUGUUUUUUUUUCAAGAAAUAGGUUGUGGAUCUAGAAUUUUAGGUUCUGAAUAAAUUAUUUCAGGUAAAUGUUUAAUGGUCGGAAAAUCUAUCUGGAAACGACACUUUGGACCAAUCACAGCCCUCGAAGCUCGGGUAUGAAGGUGAUGAAGAACCUUUCGCGAUCAAGAAAAUGCAUGUGUUUUCAACAGUGGAUGGAUUUGUAGAGAUAACCGAGUCGUUGAUGGACAUGAUAAAGUUCAUUGCAAACGAGCCCUCAGCGGGGAUUUUCUAUGUUCAACAACAUACGCACACUGCAGUGCCCAACCUCAUCAGUCUCACUAGCAAAACAGAGGGAAAAUCUCGUCAAGUGACUUUGCACACAGCAGAUUCAGAGGAUUCUAUCUUCAUGGUCAGGUCAAUGAAAGAGUGUGGAUUCUCAAUUGCUAACGAAAUGAUGAAAAAUCUCAGACAUUCUCUAGUCGUUGUGUCUGAGAAGCAGCUCAGAAUUGGAUCUAUAAGAAGACAAAGUUCAAGUUUUCGUAUUGAAAGAACUAUCUCGUGGAAUCCUGCUACUUGGGGUCGAAAAACAGGUCCAGAACCAGAUGGUGAGAGGAAUGCUGAUUAUGUCUCAAAUGUUUUCAAGUCGGCAAAAGAAAAAGCUAGUAGCUUCAGAUGGCCUCAGAUGGAUGCCAUAGAAUCUAAACCAGCCAAGAAUGAUGAGCCAUCUGUAAUCUGUUCUAAUGAUGACACGACAUUACCAGCAGAUGACAGCUCUUGCACCAGAGGUCAACAAUGAUGAGACGUUACUGUUCUCAAGCCAAACUAAAGAUGUUCUACAAGACGACUGCGUAUAGGUAAAUGAAACCAUGUCCCAUGAUCAAAUUUUGUCCUGAGAAGCAAGCUUGAUGUAGCUUUGACAAUUCUUUUUGUUUGGACGCGAUUUUACAUGUACCAUGUUUUGAUGGAUCUUUGUACUAGAACAUGAAACAUAGAAACGAGAGAUCAUCAUACGUGUUCAAAGGACAAGGAAAGAGGAAGCUUCAAUCUUACACAAUAUA